CAUCCAUUGAUAACCGGCGCUUUCUUGGCCGUGGGAACAGAGAAGAAGAAAAUCGUUGUAGAAAAUUUUGUGUAUCUUUCGGUAUUUACAAUGAAGAGGGCUGCAUCCGACGUAAUUAGUGCUACUAAAGGUGCCAAAAUCAUAAUGCUAGACAUCGAGGGUACAACAACCUCUAUAAGUUUCGUAAAGGAGGAGCUCUUCCCGUACGUCCGGCGCGAGGUGGAAUCCUACCUGCAGGACACCUGGGACGACCCUCAGACACAACAGGAUGUCAAGGACUUGAUAGAACAGAUCGACAAGGACGUAGAGAACGGGGUACAGGGAAUGGCUGCCUGCCCGGGCGCGGAUGCCCCUAGGAGCGAGGUGAUCUCCGCCCUGGUGUCCGGCGUUCACGCCAUGAUGGACGCCGACAGGAAGGUCGGCCCGCUGAAGGCGCUGCAGGGUCAUAUGUGGAGACGAGCCUACGCUGACGGCACCGUCAAGGGCCAUGUUUACGAGGACGUGCUCGAUGCCCUGAAGGAGUGGAAGGGGGAAGGCAAGGACAUUGUCAUCUACUCCUCCGGGAGCGUCGAGGCCCAGAAGCUCCUCUUCGUUUCGGACACUCCUGCUUCGGAUUAUAUUGAUAUCAUUAAGACCUCAUUUAAGACCUUAAGCAACAUCAUCGCCACUGCAUUUCAUAUCACGAAGUCUCGAAAACUUGACUCCAGAAAUCACUUGAAUUACAAGAGAUUCUCUGCCUGGAGGAAUGUCACCUUAACACUCAAUGACACCCCAAAGGGAAGAUUUCUGCGUCUUUACUUCAGCCACCACUUCGACACGGGCGUGGGCGCCAAGGUGGAGGCGCAAAGCUACAAGAACAUCCUGAAGGAGCUGAAGUGUGACCUAAAGGACGUCGUCUUCCUCACGGAUCUCCCCAAAGAGGCGUGGGCAGCUAAGGAAGCCGGGAUGGAAGUCGUUCUCUCAGUCCGCGAGGGAACAGCUCCUCUUUCAACCGAGGACUUGGCCACCUUUCCUCAGGUGACUUCUUUCUCUCAGCUCCUCGAUCGUCCUUCCUCCCCGAGGAAGAAGAAGACUUCCACGGAAAAGCAGGCGGAAGCUUCGCAGAAAUAGGGAAGAGACAAUCACGUGAUGUCUUCAUACCAAUGAUGAUUUUAGUUAUUAUGUCGUGGCACAAUGUGAUUGAUUUCUUUUCACUUUAAAACUCCUCUUUUUUCCGUGUUUGAGGAAAUAAGGCCAGUAACAUAAGAUUACAAGUAGAAAAAUACUACACCUGUGUAAUUUAUUUUCCAUAAUGAUGCAGUAGUUGUGAAUAUAAAUGGAUUGAAUAUAGUUCCAAGUUUUGUUGUGUAAACAUCUGAUUUUUGCAAGUUAUGUUUUGAAACAAUAUUAUCAAUUUGCUAAUAUCUUGUGAUAAGAGGUAAAAUGUAUUUUUGAUUUGGUGUUUUAUAUCUUUACAGUUAA
This is a messenger RNA of Macrobrachium nipponense, 1461 nucleotides long. RefSeq names its product enolase-phosphatase E1-like (gene Enoph). The record is from RefSeq and is a predicted model, not a curated record. Lineage: Eukaryota; Metazoa; Arthropoda; Malacostraca; Decapoda; Palaemonidae. Gene Ontology annotation, molecular function: magnesium ion binding; acireductone synthase activity. Bases 91 to 1110 code for a protein of 339 amino acids. The transcript is spliced from 8 exons.